GAUUGAUGUUAUUGACGGAGAGAGAGAGAGAGAGAGAGAGAAGGGAAAUAAAAUAAAAGAAAAGCAGUCUCUUUCUAAAGAUCUUUACUUUACCCGGUACGUGCUUUAUACAAGUAUAAAUAAGAAUACACUGAUAUCAACUUGGUGGUAAGUUUAUGUAUGUUUAUUCCAUUUUCUAGUUCAAGGCCUAUAGUAAAUCAAAUUAAUUUUAUUUAAUAGUAUUUAACGAUAUAAAGAGCGUUAUUCUCAACCAAAAUCAACCUAUAUAAACUAUAUACAGUAAUUAGAGUGUUUAUACGAAAAAAGAUCAUAUUUUUAACAAUUCAAUCGAAAUGAAAAUGUUAUUUAUUUGCUUCUUUUGUAUUAAUGUUUUUGACAUUUUUACUUUUUCAUUCUAGUUUCUUCUCUUCUUUUUUCUUUUUCUUUUUUCUUUUUUUCAAUUUUAGAACUUUUUUUCUUUUUUGAAUAGAAAAUUGAAAAAGGAAAAGAAAGGUCGAGUCUAGACUGAAGACUCCUUAACAAACACUCGACGAAAUCUGUUAAAAUCAACUCUGUUGGAUAGGCCUAUUCACUUUUUUUUUCUAUUUCAUUAAUAUUCCAAACGGACGUUUCUCACACUGGAUAGGCCCGGAUAGACAUCACGCAAUUUUGUAAUUUUGAAUUGGAAACAACAGCAUAUAAUACUGUAAUACGGACAAACAUACAGUAUAUAUACCAUUAUAUAUAUACAUAUAUCUAGAUAAUAGAUAUAUAGAUACAAACAUAUAUUCUAUGUAUAUGUAAAGAAGCUUGUGGAAUAAGAACACAGGUGUUAGUCAUCAAGCCUCGAAUAUAAACAAGAAAGGAAAAAAAAAGAGAGAAAGAACGUAAAAAUUCUCCUCUCGUCCUCAUUCUCCUCGCCUGCAAUUUUAUUUUCAUCAACUUUACAUUUACCAGUUUUUUCUGUGUAUGCUUUAAAUGAGAGAAAUAAUGAAAAAUUUGAAAAGGAUUGAACCACCAAAUUUUGCCAAGUUUCUCAGACAACCACCACCUAAACCUCCUUGGUUGAAUAGCAGUAUUUCUAUGAAGUGUAACGCUUCUAUGACUCGUUAUAAUUACCCAACAGAAGCGAACAAUAAGGAUUAUGUUCAAACGACUAUUGAUCCGUCUCAAAGAAUGAGCACGAUCGAUUUUACCUACAUAGAAAAAUCGACGGCUAUUAAUCAAGAAACAACAGCUAAAAGUCUUGAUUUAAUUGAAAAUACUGGAGAUGAGGAAACCGAAUUAACUUCAACAAAAUCUUCUAGUCAUAACAAUCUACAACCAAUUAAAAGCAAUCACCAACCGCAAUUAGCAUCACCAAAGCGUUACGUAGCCAAUGGUCUAAGGAAGCAUUUAGAGGAUGGGUGUCAACCUGCGUUUUAUGUUUAUAAUGAAACUACAGGAACACAUCACGCUGAAGAGAAAUUGAAUUGGGAAAAGGUUGGAAUUAAUAAUGGAAACUUAUUUAAUUCAUCAUUAAAUGAGGCAAUUGUCGAUAAAAAUGGGUAUUAUAUUUCUUCAGUAUGUAUCGCUACUGUAGCUCAGAGCAUUGGUUAUGUUGCUCACGAUGGCUCGUUUGGAGGAGAUAGAAUUGCUGUUGAUGGAAGAUUAAUUACUGGAACUGCAACGGCAAGUAGAGUUUCUGUUGCAAGAAUAUCAAGUUCCCAAAAAGUACAUAUCAAAGCCUUUCAAAAUACUUCGAUAACCUUCGCGGACAGUUCUUCCAAAGCUACAUCUUGGCUAAUGUUUUAUUACAAGACUGAAAAUGUAUUUUAUGGGAGAUACACUGGAAUGGACCGUAACAGCUACUUACUGUUUCACGACAUAGUUGCAAACCAAAAUAUUGGAUAUUUUGGCAAAACUAUUCGGAUUACAGAAAAGGGCUUAUAUUUUAUUAGCAUAUCUAUCGAUAUUGAAAAAGGUCCAAGCUCUAAGGUUAAUCUCUUUCGAAACAGGAAUGAAUACUCUAAUGGACAAGUAGGAUUUGGCUCCGCUUCAGGGUCAGUUUACACCAAAAUUCUUUCAAAGUCGUGGAUUAUUUAUUUAGAUAAAAAUGAUGAAAUAUCAUUCAAAGGAAACGGAAAUAGGCCCAUUUUAAAGGAACAUAGUUCAUUAGCUUUAUUUCAAAUAGAAAAAGACUCAGCAUUACCCGCAAUGAACCGCUUUAGUAAUGAGGUAACUGACACAAAAUUCCUUGAUUUUCCUGUCAGAGAUGCUGAAAUAGGAAAUCAUUGGAAUUCAAGAGAUCAUGCGUACGAAGUAUGGACAGAAGGCGUCUACUUUCUGACGUUAACUGUUGAUGCUCAACCCUCUUCAAGAUUGAGUAUAGAUAUCAUGAUAAACGAAACUAUAGCGGGAAAACUUUUUCACGGUAGUAGAUCGUUUUCGGGUACACAUGCCGUAACAAAAACAAUGCUGUUGAGGCUGGAAAAGGGUGAUAAACUACAAUUUGUUAUUGAUAGCGGAUUGACCAGAAAUACUAGAUUAUUCUAUACUGGCUUUACUAUUUUUUAUGCAAAUAUAAGAGAAAAUGGCUAUUACAUUUCGGCUGUAACCUCCUCAACUACAACAUCUAAAACACUUUCUUUGGAGCAUGUUGGAGCGUUUGGAGGUGACCGAAUAGAUGUUAAUGGGACUUUUAAUGAAGGAGUGUCAAUGACCAGCAGAAUUUCUGUCGCAAAAGUAACCUCUAAUAGAGACGUUUUUCUAACUACUCGUGGUAAUAAUUCAAUAGCAUACAGUGACGGAUCAUCAAAAGCUUUAUCGUGGGCAAUGUUUCGAUAUCCAACCAACAAUAUAUUCUAUGGGAGAUAUACAGGCAUGAAUAGUCGACGGGUAAUUUUCAAUGAUGUUCAAGCUCUGGAAGGUAUAGGUUAUGAUACAUUAACCCCUAGAAUUAUCGAAGAUGGUGUUUACUUUAUUAGUAUUUCUAUUGGAAUUGAAAAAUACGAAACAUCUUAUGAAGUAACCCUAACAAUUUCGAACUCACAAAAUACAGGGUUUUCUAGUAAAAUAUUAUUUGGAUAUUCAAAACAGUCUAGUAAUAGCCAGGUCGUGUCCAAAUCUUGGGUACUCGAAUUGAAGAAAAAUGAUCGAAUUUCAGUCUCAUCUUCAAAUGCAGUUGGUUCAAAAUUAUUGGGAUCUCUGACGGUGUUUAAAAUAGACGCUGAUAUUGAAAGGCCUGCAUUCAGUGCCUACUCUUUAUAUAGAUGGCGUGGUGCAAUGGAAUUAGACGCAAUUCCGUUUAAAAACAUUUAUUACCAGAUUGGAAAUUUCUGGAAUAAUGCUGACAACACUUAUGAAGUAUGGGCAAGUGGGAUAUAUUUUCUAAGUUUAAGUGCCGGGUCGAGCAUAUCUGAGAAAUUGGAAAUAGAUAUUCUUGUGAACAGAAAAAGCCAGGGACUCUUUUUAACUUAUGAGAACAGAAUGAACUGGUCAGGCAGCACCUUAACUCACUCUCGAACCAUGCUAAUUAAAUUAAAUAAGGGAGAUAUUCUUCAAUUUCUGGUAACGAGAAAUUCAGCAUUGCAAAAUACAUUUGAUGUAACAAGUUUCUCUUUAUUUUAUCUUUCAAAAACUUAA
Messenger RNA from Dimorphilus gyrociliatus, 3603 nucleotides. Lineage: Eukaryota; Metazoa; Annelida; Polychaeta; Dinophilidae. The record is from the annotation of a GenBank genome assembly.